Struthio camelus australis is the source of this 1133-nucleotide messenger RNA. RefSeq names its product potassium voltage-gated channel interacting protein 1 (gene KCNIP1). Gene Ontology annotation, molecular function: potassium channel regulator activity; calcium ion binding; transmembrane transporter binding. Gene Ontology annotation, biological process: regulation of potassium ion transmembrane transport. Gene Ontology annotation, cellular component: voltage-gated potassium channel complex. The record is from RefSeq and is a predicted model, not a curated record. Lineage: Eukaryota; Metazoa; Chordata; Aves; Struthioniformes; Struthionidae.
UUUCCCUCCUCCUUUCUUCUUUUCUUUCUUCUCUUGACUUCCUCUUUUUUUGUUUUGUUCUAGUGGGCAUUUCAAAUAGAUUUGCUCACUGGUGGUGGGGGGCUGGGGGGGUGCGAGAAGAAUCAAAGACAACAACAACAAAAAAGCCAAAAUAAAUCCUCCCCCAAAAACUCGCAAGUAGCUUUUGCAAUGGGUGCUGUAAUGGGUACGUUCUCUUCUCUACAAACGAAACAAAGACGACCAUCAAAAGACAGGACUAACAGACAUCCAGACUUUCCAGGACGUGUUCCCUUCCUUUACCUGGACACUUAUAAAAUUGAAGAUGAAUUAGAAAUGACUACAGUGUGCCAUAGACCUGAAGGACUGGAACAGCUUGAAGCACAGACAAAUUUUACUAAAAGAGAACUCCAAGUGCUUUACAGAGGAUUUAAAAAUGAAUGUCCUAGUGGGGUUGUUAAUGAAGAGACGUUCAAACAGAUCUAUGCACAGUUUUUUCCACAUGGAGAUGCUAGCAUGUAUGCACAUUAUCUCUUUAAUGCAUUUGACACUGCACAGAAUGGCUCAGUGAAGUUUGAGGAUUUUGUGAUGGCAUUGUCAAUUCUGUUGCGAGGAACAGUCCAUGAAAAGCUAAGAUGGACGUUUAACCUGUACGACAUAAAUAAGGAUGGCUAUAUAAACAAGGAGGAAAUGAUGGAUAUAGUAAAGGCAAUUUAUGAUAUGAUGGGAAAGUACACAUAUCCAGUGCUCAAGGAAGAUGCUCCGAGGCAGCACGUAGAAGUAUUCUUCCAGAAAAUGGAUAAAAACAAGGAUGGUGUUGUAACCUUAGAUGAGUUUAUUGAAUCAUGUCAGGAGGAUGACAAUAUCAUGCGAUCCUUACAGCUCUUUGAGAACGUCAUGUAGCCACCUCAGGAGAGCACUGUAGGAGUCAGAGACUUUGUGUGUAACGAAGACCUCCUUUCUGGGUGAAAGCUUUUUACAAUUCGGCCAUGUCCAGGGUGUGAGGAUUUUGUAUGACAUCUCCAACCAAAUGGUAACCGAACGCGACCAAUCUCAUCUCUCCUUCUCAAGAGACACUGGUGGAACUUUAUUUCUUUUUGGAAGCAUGCGAAUAUGUUAAUGAAACCUGACGAGAG